Setaria italica (foxtail millet) is the source of this 848-nucleotide messenger RNA. RefSeq names its product flowering-promoting factor 1-like protein 2. The transcript has a single exon. Gene Ontology annotation, biological process: regulation of flower development. The record is from RefSeq and is a predicted model, not a curated record. Lineage: Eukaryota; Viridiplantae; Streptophyta; Magnoliopsida; Poales; Poaceae. Bases 116 to 451 code for a protein of 111 amino acids.
CCACCGCACCCUCUUCCGCAUCCCAAAGAAAACGCAGCUAAGGAGCAAGAGGACUUGCUAGGAAACCCGGCCAAGAGGAGGAGGAGGAGGAGGAUAAAUCGGCGAGGAAUCAAGCAUGUCGGGGGUGUGGGUGUUCCGGAACGGGGUGGUGCGGCUGGUGGAGAAUCCGACGUCGGGGGCGGCGGCGGCGGCGUCGGGGAAGCGCAAGGCGCUGCUGCACACGCCGUCGGGGGAGGUGGUGGCGUCCUACGCGUCGCUCGAGCGCAAGCUGGCGGCGCUGGGGUGGGAGCGCUACUACGGCGGCGGCGACGGCGGCUCCAUGCUGCAGUACCACAAGCGCACCUCCGUCGACCUCAUCUCGCUGCCAAAGGACUUCGCCCACUUCGGCUCCGUCCACAUGUACGACAUCGUCAUCAAGAACCGCGACGCCUUCCGCGUCAUCGACGCGUAGAGGCUGCCUUGAUUAGCCUUCUAAAUUUGCUGCUUGCUUGCUUGCUCAUCGUCAUCUAACUAGCUAGCCCUGCAUCUACCUAGCUAGUGGUAGGUUCGUGUGAUCGGUCGUGCUGUGUACGUAUGUAAUCUCUUCACGUAUAUGUGUGUAGUAUACGUGGGUUGUCGUCGACGUAUGUUUGCACACGUGUGCAUAGGGAGUAGCUAGCUAGUCAUUGAUCGAUCGAUUUGGUUGCCAUGUCUGUCUGUGUUGGUCCAAUAUAGUAGUUCUGAUCGAGUUUGCAAGUGAUUGUUUUCUUUCAGUAUCUUUCAUCCCAUUCUCAUGCAUGCAAGUGUGUGGCUGUGUUCAAUCUCAUGGGUUGUGAAGAAUCAAUCAGAGAAAGGCAGCACUGAAUAAU